Messenger RNA from Beta vulgaris subsp. vulgaris (sugar beet), 1940 nucleotides. RefSeq names its product N6-mAMP deaminase. The record is from RefSeq and is a predicted model, not a curated record. Lineage: Eukaryota; Viridiplantae; Streptophyta; Magnoliopsida; Caryophyllales; Amaranthaceae. The coding region runs from base 228 to 1331 and encodes 367 amino acids. The transcript has 11 exons. Gene Ontology annotation, biological process: adenosine catabolic process; inosine biosynthetic process. Gene Ontology annotation, molecular function: adenosine deaminase activity.
AGAUUACUAGCUAUUAGACGUCUUUUCAUUUUCUCCAAAGGAGAACAAUUUGUUAAAAUAGUUUGAUUAACCACUGAUUCACUGUCCUUUAAAAAAAAAAAAAAAAACCACUGAUUCACUCUGCUCCUCUUCGAUAAACCAAGUUUCUCUAUAGAAGGAAUCAAUCCAGAUUCCAGGUGAAAAAGUGCUGCUUCAAAUUCUCCAUUGGAGAGGAGAGAGAAUUAGAGAUGGAAAUGGAAUGUUGGGUAUCCAUGCCAAAGGUGGAGCUACAUGCCCAUCUCAACGGCUCUGUGCGAAAUUCAACUUUACUAGAAUUUGCUAAAGAAUUGGGUGAAAAGGGCAUUAUUGUUUUCUCUGAUGUUGAACAUGUUGUUCUCAAAGAUGACAGAUCUUUGACUGAAGUGUUCAAGCUGUUUGAUUUGAUUCACAUUCUUACUACUGAUCAUGCUACUGUCACCAGAAUUACCAAAGAAGUUGUUGAAGACUUUGCUGCUGAGAAUGUUGUCUAUUUGGAAUUACGAACUACCCCCAAGAGGAACGAUUCUAGAGGAAUGACCAAACGCUCUUACUUGGAAGCCGUGGUUGAGGGUUUAAGAAGAGUUGAUGCCGUUGACAUAGAUUUUGCUUCAACUGGAGUUGUCUUGGAGAACAAGAAAAAGUCAUGUUAUAUGAAUAAUGAGUGUGAUGGCAUUUCUAGGAAGAAGAUAUAUGUUAGACUUCUCCUCAGCAUUGAUCGACGUGAGACACUUGAAGCUGCAAUGGAAACUGUUAAGUUGGCAUUGGAAAUGAAAGAUGUCGGAGUGGUUGGUAUUGAUCUAUCUGGGAAUCCAAGAGUGGGAGAAUGGACAACAUUUUUGCCAGCUUUGAAAUUUGCCAGAGAACAAGGCCUUCAUGUUACACUGCACUGUGGAGAGGUCCCUAAUCAGGAGGAAAUACAUAGAAUGCUGGAUUUUCUUCCGGAGAGGAUCGGCCAUGCCUGUUGCUUGGAAGAGGAUGCAUGGAGAAAAUUAGAGAUGUCAAAGAUCCCGGUUGAGAUAUGUUUGACAUCAAACAUCAGAACUAAUACAAUUUCCUCCAUCGAUGUUCAUCAUUUUGCUGAUUUAUACAAUAAGAAGCAUCCGCUUGUUCUAUGUACUGAUGAUUCUGGGGUGUUCUCUACCAGUUUAUCUAAAGAAUACGCCAUUGCUGCUGCUGCAUUUGGUAUUGGGAAGAAGGAUUUGUUCCAACUAGCAAGGAACGCAGUUGAACUUUCAUUUGCCGGGGAAAAAGUUGUGAGAGAAUUGAAAGAGCUAUUUGAUUUGGUUGGAAAGAGCUUAGCUUACAGUGAUUGAUAACAUGAAGCAGUCAUUUUUAGGCUAGAUAUGGUAUUAUGAUUUACUGGUAAUCUGGUAUCGUCAAACUCAUGUGCUAGCUUUGCUCUCAAUGCCGAAACAUAAACACCCACAUUUUAUCAAACCCUUAUUUGAUCAUCAAAUUCUGUUAAGAAAAGAACAAAUAAUCAACAUACAUAUUUAUGUGGUUCACCAACAAUGACUAAUCUAUGGGCAAAGAGAGAAAUUAGAUCUUAUUAGGUUUGGACUCUCGAUGCGCGAGACUACAUAUUUCUGAAUAGGGAGCCGAUAUAGGCCGGAAGGGAGUGUUGUGUUGUUUGAAGCACCAUACUCAAUGUAUCUCAAGAGAAGGGAUAGAUAAAGAGGGUGGUUAAAUCUUUCUUCCUCACUUCCUUAGAGCCAACUACCAAAAAUAUGUAUACAAUAAUACUUGUCUUUUCAUGUACUUGUAGAAUAUUCUACUAAACCGCAAUUUAGGUAAUUUGGUUCUUGAUAAUGGUGGUGGUGUGGAUUGACCUUGCAUACUUUUGAACUUUUGAUUAGUAGGUAUAAUGGCCUAAUGGGUUAGGUCAAUGGUUCAAUACCUCAAUACAAAAUGCCAUUCCAACU